Pezoporus flaviventris is the source of this 2763-nucleotide messenger RNA. RefSeq names its product FES proto-oncogene, tyrosine kinase (gene FES). Gene Ontology annotation, biological process: cell adhesion; regulation of mast cell degranulation; peptidyl-tyrosine phosphorylation. The coding region runs from base 140 to 2614 and encodes 824 amino acids. NCBI's taxonomy places the organism in Eukaryota, Metazoa, Chordata, Aves, Psittaciformes, Psittacidae. The record is from RefSeq and is a predicted model, not a curated record. Gene Ontology annotation, molecular function: ATP binding; non-membrane spanning protein tyrosine kinase activity. The transcript is spliced from 19 exons.
GGUUUCCUGUUCCUCCCAGGAGCCGGAGCUGCACUGGGUCCACACUGCGCCGGCCCUGGCCCCAGGAGGACGCCAGCUCCAGCUGCACGGCAGGGACCUCGCAGGACACGCAGCCUCCUCACACCCGACCGGCGGUGCCAUGGGCUUUGGGCCGGAGCUGUGGUGCCCGCAGGGGCACAGCGCGCUGCUGCGCCUGCAGGACAGUGAGCUGCGCCUCCUGGAGCUCAUGAAGAAGUGGAUGUCGCAGCGCGCCAAGAGCGACCGGCAGUACGCGGGGAUGCUGCACCACAUGUUCUCCCAGCUGGAGAAGCAGGAGAGCCCCGGGCAGCUCCGCGCCGGUGACCACGGCAGCCAGAUCGGGGAGUCCUGGUGGGUGCUGGCGAACCGGACGGAGGCGCUGAGCCAGAUCCUGCGCCAGCAUGCGGAGGAGCUGGUGGCGGGGCCGCUGGCCAAGCUGAGCCUGCUCAUCCGCGACAAGCAGCAGCUCCGCAGGGCCUUCAGCGAGCAGUGGCAGCAGCUCAGCCAGGAGUACACCCGGACCACGCAGCAGGAGAUGGAGAAGCUGAAGGCUCAGUACCGCAGCCUGGCGCGGGACAGUGCCCAGGCCAAGCGCAAGUACCAGGAGGCCAGCAAAGACAAGGAGCGGGAGAGGGCAAAGGAGAAGUACGUGCGCAGCCUCUGGAAGCUCUAUGCCCUGCACAACCAGUACGUGCUGGCCGUGCGGGCAGCCGCACUCCACCACCACCACCACUACCAGCGGGCACUGCCCACCCUCCACCAGUCCCUCUACAGCCUGCAGCAGGAGAUGGUCCUCGUCCUGAAGGAGAUCCUCAAGGAUUACUGCAGCAUCAGCAGCCUGGUGCAGGAGGAUGUGUUGGCUGUGCACCAGGAAAUCGCUGGUGCCAUCCAGGCCAUCAACCCUGCCACCGAGUACAGCAGCUUCAUCCAGAGCCACAGGUACAGCUCCGAGGUGCCACCAGUGGUGUCAUUUGAUGAGAGCUUGCUGGAGGAGACUGAGAGCCUGGCACCAGCUGAGCUGCAGCUGAAUGAACUGACCAUCGAGAGCGUCCAGCACUCUCUGACAUCGGUUGAGGAGGAGCUGGCAUCUGCCACGGAGGCCGUGAGCAGCAAGGAGCAGCGGGUGCAGGAGUUGCAGGCGGAGAUCCGGGGCGAGGAGCAGGGCCUGAGCCCUGGGGAGCGGGUGCACUUGCUGGGCAAGCGGCAGGGGCUGCAGGAGGUGCAGCAGCAGCUCGAGGGCUGCCUCUGCACGCAGGCCAAGCUGCAGGCGCAGCGAGACCUGCUGGCCACCAAGCUGGCGGAGCUGGGGACCGGGAAGCCACUGCCUGUGCUGCUGCUGCAGGAUGAUCGGCACUCGGUCUCCUCCGUGGAGCAGGAGCGCAGCGGGAGCACUGCACUGGACACCCUCAGGAACCACAUCUCGGGCAUCUUCAGCCCCAAGUACUCGCUGCCGCCCCUCGUGCCCCUGAUCCCGGAGCUGCAGAAGCCGCUGUGCCAGCAGGUCUGGUACCACGGGGCCAUCCCGCGCUCGGAGGUGCAGGAGCUGCUGAGCUGCAGCGGGGACUUCCUGGUGCGGGAGAGCCAGGGCAAGCAGGAGUACGUGCUCAGCGCGCUGUGGGACGGGCAGGUCCGGCACUUCAUCAUCCAGGCUGCUGAUAACAUGUACCAGCUGGAGGGGGACGGGUUCCCCACCAUCCCGCUGCUCAUCGACCACCUCCUGCAGAGCCAGCAGCCUGUCACCCGCAAGAGCGGCAUCGUCCUGGCCAGGGCUAUCCCCAAGGACAAAUGGGUGCUCAACCACGAGGAUGUGCUGCUGGGGGAGUGCAUCGGCCGGGGGAACUUUGGGGAGGUGUUCAGUGGCCGCCUGCGUGCUGACAACACCCCCGUUGCCGUGAAAUCCUGCCGGGAAACCCUCCCAUCCGAACUCAAGGCCAAGUUCCUGCAGGAAGCAAGGAUCCUCAAGCAGUACAACCACCCGAACAUCGUCCGGCUCAUCGGUGUCUGCACCCAGAAGCAGCCCAUUUACAUUGUCAUGGAGCUGGUGCAGGGGGGGGACUUCCUGAGCUUCCUGCGCAGCGAGGGGCCCCACCUGCGUGUGAAGGAGCUGAUCAAGAUGACGGAGAACGCUGCCGCCGGCAUGGAGUACCUGGAGAGCAAGCACUGCAUCCACAGGGACCUGGCUGCUCGCAACUGCCUGGUGACAGAGAAGAACACCCUGAAGAUCAGUGACUUUGGGAUGUCACGGGAGGAGGAGGAUGGCAUCUACGCCUCCACAGGGGGGAUGAAGCAGAUCCCCGUCAAGUGGACUGCCCCUGAAGCGCUCAAUUAUGGGAGAUACAGCUCAGAGAGUGAUGUCUGGAGCUUCGGGAUCCUGCUGUGGGAAGCCUUCAGCCUUGGUGCUGUACCCUACACCAACCUCAACAACCAGCAGACACGUGAGGCUGUGGAGCAGGGCGUGCGGCUGGACCCCCCCCUGCAGUGCCCUGAGGAGGUGUACCGCCUGAUGCAGCGCUGCUGGGAGUACGACCCUCGCAAGCGGCCCAGCUUCGGCACCAUCCACCAGGACCUCAUCGCCAUCCGCAAGAGGCACCGGUGAUGGGGAGCCCCGGGCCCCACCGGCCCGCUCCAGACAGCUCCGUGUGCCCAGAUCCAUCCCGGCAGCAGCGUCCAUCUCUGCCUGGGAAGAGGGCGCUGCACCUGGACACGGCUGUGACCCCUCCCAUGUGCUCCCGUUUGCGCUCCCGG